AUGAAGGAGGUUGUGGAGCCCUUGAGGAAGAUGACUGCCUCGGACUAUGACAUUGCACUUAAUAAACCUCCCGAGUGCAACAGGUGGGGUUAUGAUUGCAAGUUUGAUGAAGACGACUGCGUGUCUCAGAUAUAUUUGGAGGAAUUGAAAGCUGCAGCUUCCAAGAUUGAGAACCCUGCGGCUCUGCUUCCACAUCAGAUCAUAUGCUAUGUGAACGAUGAGGAUCUCGGGCAAGUGGCUGAGCUUCAGUGGAACGCAAUGCUGGGGGACAUGAUCAAGGGCAUAGUCACAUGCAAAGCUAAGAAGAAGAAGAAGAAGAAUUUGAACAACAGCUUGGCUGUUUGUGAUGUCUGCCCCUCAAGAAUGAGUGGAUUCCCCAUUGAUGUAUUGGUGGGCUUGGGACUGUUAGUGUCUGAACUGAGUGAAGAGCCGGCAUGGAAAGGAAAGGUGAUCAACUUCAGCCGAAACCCUCGACUGCAUUGCAUACCACAAGGCUAUAGCCUCAAGGCCAAGUGCGACUUUUUGAGGAGGAUGGACUGCCCGGACCUGAAGGGAGAGGUUGAUAUUCAAAAGGUGUUUGAUUUGAUUCUACAAGUUGCUGUGCAUGGGAAUUUGAAGCCAGAACAGAUGAUCAACAAGGUAUUUGUGAUCACCACCUACCUACACUAUGACGAGGUUUGGGCACAUCCAUGGGAGAGUGAUUAUGAGGCAAUACAGAGCAAGUUCAAGGAAAAAGGGUACGGGGAUGUGGUACCACAGAUAGAGUUUUUGGAUGUGAUCGACUCCUCCUACUCCGAGAACCACAAGUUGGUCAAGUGGUUCUUGGACACUGAUGGGGAAAUCAUGGAAAGGGAUCCCGAACAGAUCAUGGAAGCAGAAAUCUCCCCCCUAGCCAAUCAAUCUCUGGUUGUAGUGGACUGA
This is a messenger RNA of Prunus avium (sweet cherry), 921 nucleotides long. The record is from RefSeq and is a predicted model, not a curated record. NCBI's taxonomy places the organism in Eukaryota, Viridiplantae, Streptophyta, Magnoliopsida, Rosales, Rosaceae.